Molecule: messenger RNA, 10669 nt
Organism: Diabrotica balteata
Lineage: Eukaryota; Metazoa; Arthropoda; Insecta; Coleoptera; Chrysomelidae
Source: the annotation of a GenBank genome assembly
UGAUUUGUUCGUCAAUUUUAACAUCAUUUAUUUGUUUCAGAACAACAACAAUGUCCACCAAGAACAUUCUCCUGUGGAGCUGGAGACAGAUGCAUUCCAGAUUAUCUAUAUUGUGAUGGUCGGAAAGAUUGUGAUAACGGCGCAGAUGAAGCCAACUGCACACCCGGAGGUGGUGCCACUUGCCAAGAAGGCUACAUAGCAUGCCGCGAAGGCUACUGCAUCGAGGAGUACAAGCAAUGUAACGGUUACCCGGACUGUCCGAGCGGCAGUGACGAAGAAAACUGCCCGACUCUAGCUCCUUCGACGACUAUCGCUCCAUUAGGUGAGUGCAAGGAUUCAGAAUUCGAUUGUGGAGAAGGCCAUUGUAUCAGUCUCACGUACCGCUGUGACACAUUCGAUGACUGUUUGGAUGGACGAGAUGAACGAGACUGCGGACCCUGCUCCGAAAAUGAGUUCCAAUGCGCUUACGAUCAAUCCUGCAUCGCCGCAUCUAAGCAAUGCGAUGGAGUCUCAGAUUGCGGCGAUAAUUCCGACGAAGCAGAUUGUGAACGUACUCCAAGUCCUGUAAGAUGCAACUCGCAGCAGUGGCGAUGCGACGAUGGUACCUGCAUCGAUGCCCACCGUCAAUGUGAUGGCGUUAAUGACUGUCCAGAUAACUCUGAUGAGAUUUCAGAUUUGUGUCGUGUUUGUGCAAAUAACCAAUUCCAGUGUAUUGAUAAUUUCAACUGUAUUUCCCUGAGUUUGCGCUGUAACGGCAGGAAUGAUUGUAAUGACGGUUCUGAUGAGUAUAAUUGUCCAACUCAACCACCAACUUUUCCUCCAGAACCUCAACCGGUUAGCUGUCCCGAAGGUCAACUGCCUUGCAAAUCUCAACCAGAUCAGUGUGCAAGAUAUUGCGAUGGUAGAGCUGAUUGUAACGAUUUCUCAGAUGAAACUAACUGCUCAACCUCUUCAGACAACCUUAAUUUGAAAACGUAUCCAAGCAGUACGGAAGAAAAAGAACGACAAGAAGUUGUGCUCACUUGCAGAGACGAAGGACAGACCAGAGCUCAAGUUUAUUGGGCCAGAGCCAACGGAGCUCCUCUACCACCCGGUACCACCGACGUCCACGGUCGACUUACCAUUCCCAACAUCCAACUGGAGCAUUCUGGAACUUACCUGUGUAUAGCUAGAGGCUUUCCUCCCAACGCACCAGGUACCAGAGCUUCGGUACCGGUCACCGUAGUAAGAAGACCAAUUCGACCACCUCUACCACCCUCAGAAUGUAAUCCGGUGUAUGAAGCAACUUGCUCUAAUGGAGAUUGUAUACCAAGAUCAAAGCUUAGAGAUGGACACUUUGACUGUUCCGACGGUUCCGAUGAGGACGGUUACAGGCCUGGUGGUUGUGAACCCAAUGAAUUCCAAUGCGACAACAAAAAGUGCAUCCUUAAAACCUGGAUGUGUGACUCUGAUGACGAUUGUUCAGACAAUUCUGAUGAAAAGAACUGCGCCACAAAUCCUCCUGGAUCAAUGUGUCAAUACCAUCAGUUCGCUUGUCAUUCGAGCAACCAGUGCAUUCCAAAAAGUUACCACUGCGACAUGCAAAGCGAUUGUGUAGAUGGAAGCGAUGAAGUUGGAUGUUCUAAACCUGUCAUAUCCAGACCACCUCCACCAAUGGUAUCUCUAAACGUAGGAGAAAUCUUCGAAAUUUCCUGUACAGCUGUCGGAAUUCCCACCCCCGAAAUAGUCUGGCGUCUUAAACUGGGGCCACGUACCAGCCAAGUGUAGAAUGACCAGCAGUAACGGUGUUGGUACCUUGAUUUGCGAAAAUAUCCAAGUGGAAGAUCAAGGAGCUUACUCCUGCGAAGCUAUCAACAUUAAGGGAGCCACUUUUGCCGUACCUGAUACGAUACUCAGUGUGAAACGCGACAAUCCUUGCAGACCAGGGUACUUUAAUGUACAAGCCAGAAACGAAGGAGAAUGUAUUAAAUGUUUCUGUUUCGGACAUACUAGCAGCUGUAGAUCUGCUGAUCUAUUUACAUUCCAAUUCCAACCACCAUUCGAUGCAUUCAAGAUGUUAGGAGCCCGCGUAGAUCCAUCAGGAUCUGUCGAUUUUAGAGACGAACCAAUCUAUACGGGAGCUGAACCCUCAUUAACUCCAUUAGGUCCACAAGGUGUCCUAGCAACUGUUCCCUCAGAUUCUAGAUUAAGCCAACUGAACGUGAUUCCAUACUUCACUUUACCCGAAAACUACAAUGGUAAUCAACUGAAGAGUUACGGAGGAUAUCUCAAUUACUGGAUCAGACAUUCCAACAGAGGAACUCCACUUCAAGGACCCAACAUUAUUAUAAGCGGAAACGGAUAUACCCUUCUGCACAGCUCUUCUCACUCACCGGCACCAAACACUGACGAAAACAUCAGAGUACGAUUCUUCGAAGGCGAAUGGGUCGAGAGAUCGCCAGGUUCCCGCGAAAAGGUCGCUACUAGAGAAGAAAUUAUGAUGGUGCUCGAAAACGUCGACAAAAUCUUGAUCAAGCUUCAGUACAACGAAGGUACGCUAAACACCAGCAUUACUAACGUCGAAAUGGACUCUGCCGGUAUAUCUAAUGUCGGACUUGGACCUGCUAGUUACGUUGAGGAAUGUAGUUGUCCUGUUGGUUACUCUGGAACAUCUUGUGAGAAAUGUGCACCUGGAUUCUCACGUCAAAGAAACGGACCAUGGUUGGGAUUGUGUACCAAAGAACCAGUCCAAUGUCCUCCAGGCAUGUACAACGACGGAAGAGAAUGUCAAGUGUGCCCAUGUCCACAUACUACGCCCGAAAAUCAAUUCGGCAGAACCUGUCAACUAGGUGCCGACGGCGACGUCGUCUGCAACUGCCCACCAGGUUAUGUAGGCAACCGAUGUCAGUCUUGCGCCCCAGGAUACGAAGGUAAUCCUCUAGUUUCCGGCGAUUCUUGCAAGCCUGUUAGACCACCACCGCGACCAUAUUGUGACCCCGCUGGAUCAGUUGACACUAGACCCGAUCAGUUCGGACGUUGUAGAUGCAAGAAUUUGGUAACUGGUCCUACGUGUAACCAAUGUAAGGCCAACUCUUUCCACCUGAGCACCCAGAAUCAAUUCGGAUGUGUCUCCUGCUUCUGUAUGGGAGUAUCUUCGCAAUGUUCAAGCUCCAAUUGGUACAGAGAACAGGUAUCCAGCAUCUUCGUGUCUUCACAACAAAACUUCCUAAUUGUCGGCAACUCUGACAGAGAAACCCCGAUCACACAAGGCAUACGAUUAGACUCCCAAAGCCGUCAAAUUUCGUACAGUGGAUUCAGAUCUUCCGAUGUGUACUACUGGUCGCUUCCAUCUCGGUACUUGGGCAACAAGUUAACGUCCUACGGUGGUUACUUGAGAUACUCUCUACGUCACACACCAAUACCGGGUGGCCAGAGUUCUAGAAACAACGCAGCCGAUGUCGAACUCGUCAGUAAAAACAAAAUCAAUCUUUUGUACUACAACCGCAACCAAACUCAACAAAAUCCAAACGCGCCCCAAACUUUCGCAGUACCCGUAUUGGAACAGUAUUGGCAGCGUAUCGAUGGACAGUUGGCCGAUAGAGAACACCUUCUUAUGGUCCUGGCCGAUCUUGAAGCUAUCUACGUCAAGGCUACUUACUUUACAAACACCCAGGAGUCUUCUCUAAUUUCUGUCUCUUUGGACAUCGCUAACGAACGCAACACAGGUUCUCUUCAAAGAGCCGUGGAAGUCGAACAAUGUCAUUGUCCACUUGGUUACACUGGUUUGUCUUGCGAGAAUUGUGACGUUGGUUAUACCAGAACACCAAACGGUUUGUACCUUGGGCUCUGCGAGAUUUGCGACUGUAAUGGAUAUUCAAACGAAUGUGAUCCGGAUACCGGACUUUGCUUGAAUUGCAAAGACGGCACUACUGGAGACUACUGUGACGAAUGUUUGCCCGGGUAUAACGGAGAUCCAUCUAACGGAGUACCUUGCACCUACAGAGGAACUCCACCACCAUGUAAUUGCGACCCUAGAGGUUCUCUUUCCUCCGACUGUAGAGACGGAAGAUGUGCUUGCAAAGUGAACGUUGAAGGCAACAACUGUGACCGUUGUCGCAGUGGAUCUUUCGGUCUCAACUCCAGCUCAAUCGACGGUUGUGAGUUCUGUUUCUGUUCUGGUAUCGUAUCCGAGUGUAGCGAAAGCAAUCUAUACAUCGAACAAAUUCCUUAUCAGAUCACUAAGGCUGCCCAUGGAUUUACUAUAACUGAUAUUUUACGCCGCACCAGAAUUACUGAUAACUUUGACAUCGACGAAUUGAUGAACGAAAUCAGCCACGGGUUCCUACCAAGCAACAGAGAAACUCUUUAUUGGUCGCUACCAAGCACCUUUACUGGAAAUCAAAUUAAAUCUUACGGAGGAAGUUUGGAGUAUUCUCAGAGGUUCACACACAGGCCACAAGCGAGAUAUGUUCCCGAUAAAGACGUUAUUAUCAUCGGUAAUGGAAUUACAAUCUUCUGGACCAAUCCUGCAGAACAAAGGGAAGGAAUUGUUAACCCUGUUUCAGUAAGAAUUCACCCCUCAGCCAACUGGUUCCGAUGGGAUCAGAAUCAGGGACCUAAGCCAGCUUCUAGAGAAGAUAUUCUUACCACUCUGGCUAAAAUCGACGCCAUUUUGAUUAGAGCUACGCAAUCUAGCGAUACUGGCACUGCAUACUUGAGCGACAUUACUCUUGACACUGCCGUUGAACAGAUAACUGGAAAUUCCCGGGCUACCAGCGUAGAAGUCUGUAGAUGUCCUCAAGGAUACGAAGGCUCCUCCUGUGAAUCUUGCGACGCCGGAUACUACAAAGAUCUCUACUACGAUCAAUCCAGACCAUUAGGAUCGUGUUCCAAGUGCCCGUGUAACGAAAAUGAAGAGAGUUGCGAACUAGGUCCAGAUCAUAGGGUAGUUUGCCAUUGCAAGCCUGAAUUUACAGGCAGAAACUGCGAAUUUGAAGCGAAUAGCACAUCUGUAGGCGGUAUUGAAAUGGAGAUAACGCCGUCUGAGGUCGUGGCUCCGAUCGGUACUCAAGUGCGAUUCACUUGUAAGUAUCGUAAAGCAUCUUCUCCGGAUCUGUACAUAAGCAUUGAGAGUUUAAACAUUCACGACAUUCAAGAAACGAGAUAUCCGGGUGGAGCUGCCACCAGUUUUACCCAUAUUGUGAGUUUUAACCCUCAGACUAUCAGAUGUGUCGUAAGGAAUAAGGCGAGAAUGGAGAUAGGCAAUAUUUACGUCUUUGUUACUCCAGUUGGCUUCACCACGACAACUGAAAACCCAGAUACCACCACAAAUCCUAACCCAGAAGUGACUAUCGAUGUGACGAUUGAAGAUACCAACAUCGGUAUUUAUGAAGUUGGCAGCAGUGUUAGGUACAACUGUUCCGCAAAGUCACGAUUUGUUAUAAGGCCUGUUAGAAUUAAUUGGAGAAAAGCCGAUGGCGAUCUACCAUCUCGUGCCAUUGACGAUGGAAAUGGUCUCCUGGUAAUCACAGAUUUGCGAGUAUCUGAUUCUGGUCGAUACAUUUGUGAAGCCAGCGAUGAUUACACGAUAGUGACAUCCAGUGUUGACUUAAAUGUAGGAGUUCCACAAGACAGGCCUCCUAGAAUAGCCCUAUCCCAACCAUACGUAGACGUUAACGCAGGUCAGCCGGUAGAAAUUCAGUGUGUUGGAAAUGGUGUACCUGCCCCACAAAUCAGUAUCGUUAGAGCUGAUGGCCAACCUCUAAGUUCAGGACAGCGAUUUGAAAACGGCCUCUUCCGCAUAUACCAAUCGCGAGUCUCCGAUUCCGGCGAUUACAACUGCAUCGCUUCCAACAGAGUAGGCACAGACUCCGCAAGAUUCUCAAUUAUGGUGCACGAAGUCACUGUUGGUCCUAUCAUUAAAGUCGACAUAUCUCCACCGUCUUAUAGAGGUGUUACCGGUGACAACGUGAUGCUUAGAUGUACUUCAAGCGCUUUUGGCCAAUCGAUCAGAUGGAGCAAACAAGACGGCGAACUUCCAUACAAUUCCUAUGAGGACAGAGGCACUUUGAUUAUCAGAAAAGCUACCCCUGACGUUUCUGGUCUUUACAUAUGUACAAUUACAUCAGCAUCUGGCACAACAGGUUCCAACAGAGCCACUGUAACCAUUACAGGAAGCGAUGAAGGAAAAUUCCCUACGGCUUCGGUUUCCACAGAAAAAAUAACCUUAAACCAAGGAGGAUCCACUGACAUUCAAUGUACGGCCACUGGCGUUCCACCUCCUUCAGUGAAAUGGACGAAACUUGGCGGUGAUUUGGGCAACAACGUACAACAGUUUGGCUCAACACUCAAUAUCAGAAACGCAGCCACUGAAGAUCGUGGCGUUUAUGUUUGCGUCUCUACAAACGCCCAUGGAAUCGCGCAGGCGUCAGUCGUUGUAGAAGUGACACGUUUGGAAACACCACGAUUGGAAGUUUAUCCUUCAUCUAGCCAGAUCGUCAUUGCCGGAAACAGUGCCGUAGUCCAAUGCAGAGCUGUAGCUGGAAUUCCUUCCCCAACGAUCACCUGGACCAGAGAAAACAACUUGCCAUUGAGUUCAAACGUAGAAGAAAUGUCUGGAGGCACUCUAAGAUUCACACAAAUAACUCAACGCGAAGAGGGAGAAUACAUUUGCACUGCAAUAAACGAAGCCGGUUCAGCUAGCGUGUCUGCGCACAUAGUUGUUCACAGUCCUCCUGAUGUUAUCGUUACUCCAAGACAGGAAGUAAUCACUAGGGGUAUAGGUGAUUCCUUGAGUUUAGAGUGUCAAGGUACGGGAAUGCCUCAACCGACAGUGGGAUGGACUAAACUUGGAUCUGCGUACGCCGAUAUAACAACUGCCUCUAAUGUCAGAUCAAGUCUACCGAACGUCUCUUUCCAAAAAUUCACUCACCUAACCAAAGAAGAUGCCGGAAUCUACGUGUGUAAAGCUGAAAGCAGUGCCGGUAUUGUAGAACGAAGAGUACAACUGAUCGUAGACACUCUGCCAAGUAGGGGAGACAUCACGGGUGAAGACGCUACCUCUUCUGGCUCAGGAGGAGGCUGGAAAGACAACGAACCGUCCAGACCACAGUACACCACCACCUUCAGACCCGACUAUCCCACUAGGGAUCAAGAGUUCACAGCCGCUUUAGGUGGUAGAGCUGAGUUACGUUGCAGCAUUGGAAAUGCAGAUGGUUCAAACUUUGAAGUAAGUUGGUCAAGAACGGACGGUCGUCCAUUGCCUGCCAACUCUAUCCAACGAAGCGGAAUUUUGUACAUCGACAACGUCGAGCAAGAAGCUCAAGGAGAAUACAAAUGCACAGGUUUCGAUUCCAGUGCUAGACCUAUCUUCAACGUCAACGCUUAUCUUACGGUUAUAUUCCCUCCAAGGAUCACCCUGAUUCCUCCUAGACAAGUAGUCCACCCAGGCGAGCACGCUUAUAUCAACUGCAGCGCCACUGGCGACCAACCUAUCGAAGUCUCCUGGUCGCCUCUAGGACGUGACAUGCCCAGAUCAGUUUACACCAGAGACGGAUACAUUCGCUUCAACAAUAUUCAAUUGCAAGAUGCCGGUAGAUAUUUGUGCGUUGCCACCAAUCGAGCUGGUAAAGCAGAUGCUGUAGCUGAUGUCAUCGUAGAAGACUACGUAUCAAGGCCAGCUAUCAAAGCCGAACAGAAACAACAGCAAGCUCCUCUUGGCACCAAUGUCAACCUUCGUUGCAGAGUAGGCAAUCCCAGUUCCUCCACCACUAUCCGCUGGUUCAGAGAAGGACCCGAACUUCCGUACGGUUCCCAACAAAACGGAGAAGUCCUUUACCUUAGAAACGUCCAACAACAGGACCAAGGACGGUACUACUGCGAGAUACAGACCAGGAACGGUACAGUUAGCGAUUAUGUUGAUCUCCUGCUGACAGGACCUGAACCAACCACGCGAAGACCCUACCUCCCGCCAGAACCAAGCCUUUACAUCAAUCCUGCCGAAGAAGACCACUACGCAGGUGAAGACCUCGAAGUUUACUGUCAAUCUUCUGAACGUGGAGUUGUAACGAUGUGGUCUAAAGUAUCUGGACCGUUAUCGAACAAUGUCGUAGGUGUUACUGGUUCAUUGAAGAUCGUUAGCUUGACCCCCGAAAAUUCUGGUUUGUACAGAUGCGAAGCGAAUGGUAGACAAGGAGUGCAGUACAAAGAUUACAACCUCAAUGUAAUUGAUGACCAAUAUAAAGAUCAGCCCCCAGUACAAAUAAGGGAAGCCCAACGAGGUUCCAGUGUUAGGCUGGAUUGCAACACUGAUUUAGAUGCUGUGGAUUACGUCUGGACAAAACAAGGAGGAGAACUACCACGAGGCGUAGACGAAUUCUCGAAAUCUAUCCAAUUGAAUGACGUAGAUGGAUCCGAUGCAGGUGCUUACAUGUGUACUGCUAGCAACGGUGAAAGAAGCAUCGACAUUCCAGUCAUUCUAGUAGUAACAGGCAUCGUUCCCUACUUUACUCAGGCUCCCAACAGUUAUAUCACAGUCCCGACUCUAUCUGACUCAUACAUGCAGUUUAACUUUGAGAUCUCCUUCAAACCCCAACAGGACACUGGUUUACUCCUCUACAACGGAAACAAAGGUAGCGAUAUAAGCGGAGACUACAUUUCUCUGGCUUUGAAAGGUGGCGUUCCCGAAUUUAAAUACAACUUAGGAGCAGGAACCACCGUGGUAAGAGCAGACAGGCCUAUUACUAUUGGAGACUGGCACACAAUCAAAAUCUCCAGGAACAGAAGGAAAGUAACAAUGUACGUUGACGGAGAUGGACCCGUUGUAGCCGUUGCUGAAGGAAAAUAUACCGGAUUGGAUUUGACUGAGCAUAUGUAUCUUGGAGGUGUACCAAGUCCGAAUGGAAUAUCGCCCGAAGUACUUAAUCAUGAACAGUAUCACGGAUUCGUAGGUUGCAUCAGCCGCUUUAAGGUAGGUCACGCCCACUUAGACAUUUUACGAGAGGCGUUAAAUAAGACCGGAAUCACGACUUGCGAAUCGUGUAGCGAAAGUAGAUGCCAGAACCAAGGUGCCUGCCAAGAAGCUUUGUCCAAAGAAGGUUACAUGUGCAUUUGCUCAUCAGGAUUUAGUGGACCAACUUGCAAUAAACUUAAAGGAGAAGCUUGCUCACCACACGCUUGCGGAAUUGGCAGAUGCAUCGACACCGACAACGGCUUUGAAUGUCAAUGUCCUCUUGGUCGUGCCGGAAGAAGAUGUGAAAGGGAAAUCUCAGUAAUCGAACCAGCAUUCCAGAAUGAUGCCUACAUAGCGUAUCCGACUCCAAAACCUGCCAGGAAACUAAAACUCACCUUAAAAGUGAAACCAAAUAACCUAGAAGACGGUAUUUUGUUGUAUUGUGGUGAAAGCGAGGAAGGUUACGGCAACUUCAUCAGUUUGGCUAUACGAGACAGACAUUUGGAGUUCAGAUUUGAUGCUGGAAAUGGUGUCACUGUGAUGAGAGACGAAAAAGAACUAAUACCUGGCAACUGGCACGUACUUACAGCAACUAGAUCAUUGAGCGAAGGCAAGCUAAUGGUUGACGGUCAAGCACCGGCAAUUGGACGACUACCUGGUAAUUACAAGACCAUCAAUUUGCAAACGCCUUUGUACGUAGGAGGAUAUGACAAACAUCACGUCAGAAUUAAUGAAGGAGUACAAGUCUAUUCCGGUUUCAACGGGUGCAUAGGCGAUAUUAAUCUUGCUGGUAUCGACAUCAAUCUGAUCCAAAACAUAACGGACUCAGCCAACGUACGCGAUUGCAGCGCUGAAGAUGAGAUCGAGAAUACCAUCUCCGGUGGCAAUACCGAAAGACCUUUCAGACACGUCAGCUGUUCCAACAAACCAUGCCAAAACGGUGGACAAUGCUACCCUCUAUCGCCCACUGAAUACCAAUGCGCUUGUGCUUCAGGAUUCACGGGCAGAAACUGCGAAACCUCCGAAAACAAAUGCGAUCCUAAUCCAUGUGAGAACCAAGGUACCUGCAGUUUGAAGAAUUCCCAAUACGUUUGCGAUUGCGCCCUUGGAUUCACUGGACGUAAUUGUGACCAAGUUACCGAACUCCGAAACGACGCCCACUUCGAUGGAAAUGGUUAUCUAGAGUUUAACAGAGACCUUCUUGCUCAUCGUGAUGGCGAGCAAGAACUUGUAGCCCUGGAACUAUCCACAAACCAAUCGAGCGGACUUAUUUUCUGGCACGGGCAGACCCCAGACGAUGAUGGACAUGGCCACGACUACAUUGCCUUAGCGAUUAAAAACGGAUACCUAGAAUACAGUUUCGACCUCGGCAAUGGCGCUGUUGUUAUAAAGAACAAGAAACGCCGCAUUGAUGACGGCGAUAGACACAGCGUCAUCUUGAAGCGCGACGGUAAACGAGGAUCCAUAGAAAUCGACAAUACUUGGGUCGAAGAAGGCGAAGCAGAAGGAUCAUCGACGUCACUUAACGCCGAAGGCAACAUUUACAUCGGUGGCACGCCAAACAUUUCCAGGAUGACGGGAAAUAAAUUCACGAAAGGCUUUAAUGGAUGUAUCCACGGAUUUGAAUUACAAAAUUCCCAAAGAUUAGAUUUAGGAAUAAAGGCUAUAAAUGGCUUGAACGUCAAGCCUUGUUCUAGCUUUAUAGGCCGAGACAUAUGGUCAAAUGAUCUGGUAAACUGA